Messenger RNA from Formica exsecta, 1205 nucleotides. RefSeq lists its product as uncharacterized. The transcript is spliced from 5 exons. The record is from RefSeq and is a predicted model, not a curated record. Lineage: Eukaryota; Metazoa; Arthropoda; Insecta; Hymenoptera; Formicidae. The coding region runs from base 178 to 882 and encodes 234 amino acids.
UGAUAUGGUACGAGCGUGUUGUUAUCGAGUUUAUCAAAAUCUCUUUCAUUACUCAUUGGGCUAUGUACAAGCCGAGAACUGACAUAAACAGCGGUAUUUGCCGCCUUUGGUGUCUGUGAAUGUGCGAUAGUGUCAGUCUGUCUGUCAUUCGGCCGCGACGAGAGUAUCUUCUCCAUUAUGACUGAAAUGAACGGGACCGUGCAUUACGCUCUGGUGGCCCUCUGGGAGAAAUCCGGCUGCAAGAUCGUCGCGGAUUAUCCCGCGGAUCGGGACCCGACCUAUCGUGCUCUCACCCUCAGUACCCUCGAUGGCCUCAAGACGAUCGAAGACGAUAAAAUCAGCGUCGAUCGGGGCAAAUAUACUGUACAUGUGUUGAUUGGAGAACUUCAUUAUGCCUGUCUGACAUCGAGAUCUAAUUGCCCUUCCUCAACAAUACAACUGGAAUCUUGCUCUCAAAUAUUUCUGCAAAGACUACGAAACGUUUAUAGAGAAUUACCAAUAUUGGCGGACUUAUCGAGAGAUCUGACUAAUCUCGCGGUAGCUGAUCUUUCGAAACCUUUGAAAAAGAUAAUUGAGGAGUAUAAUCGUAAAGAUGCCGAUUCUGAAAAUUUGAUCUCGAAGUUAGAGGAAGAAUUGAUCGAGGUACGUCAUCUGUUGAUGGAUGGAGUUCAAAAGCUGAUCGAUAGGGGCGAGAGAUUGGACGAACUCGUUCGAAAGACGCAGAGCCUCGAAAUUUCGUCCCGGGACUUUCAUGUAGUAUCAAGGAUUCCGCAAAAGAAAAAAAAGAACAUUUUCGUAGCAGUCGGAGGAGCAAUCUUGAUAAUUACUGGCCAGAUAAAUAGAAUUAUUUCUGCCUAUUUGAGAAUAGUGUCAAUAUUAUGAACGGAUUAUGUCUUUUGAUUUACUUUCAAUCUACAUUGUAUAUUCUCUAUCUAUUUGUAAGUAUGACUGACAAUGUGUGAGAAAGAGAAUGACUUUCUAUAAUAUUUUUUUAAAAUAAGAGUACAUAGUAAUAUAUAUAUUUUAUAAUAAUAUGUGUUCUCUCUCUCUCUCUCUCUCUCUUUCUUUCUCACACACACAUACACACACACACACACAUGCACGUAUAUAUAAUAUAUAAUAUAUAAAUAUGCAUAUUCUAUAUAUGUAUUGUAUAACGCUUUAAUUAAACUAUAUUCACAUUGAUUGCAAAUGUUCCCAAAAAA